Molecule: messenger RNA, 1661 nt
Organism: Cylicocyclus nassatus
Lineage: Eukaryota; Metazoa; Nematoda; Chromadorea; Rhabditida; Strongylidae
Source: the annotation of a GenBank genome assembly
AUGAAUCUGGUUCACGCCCAUUUCAAAAUGAAGCAAAUCCCUUAUCUGUUGGGUAUGCUCCUCUUCGUAGAAGCUGGGAAAAUUCUCGUGUACAGUCCAUCUAUCAGCUAUAGUCAUGUGCUUAUGAAUGGAAGAAUAGCUGAUACUCUCGUCAAGGCAGGACAUGAUGUGGUAAUGUUUAUUCCUGAGUAUGUCAAGGCAACAACACAUUAUGACGGGUCAAAGCUAGCCAAGAUUGUGCGUAUGAAUAACAUUAGUUCAAGAUACGAUGAUGACAUGGAUGGUUGGGAAAAAGAACUGAUGACACAGCCCAGUGCAGGCUUCCGUGAUAGACUCUAUUUUGAGUACAGUAAUCAAUACAUGUGCGAAAAGUUGAUGGCACGUCGACAAGAACUGGAAGGUCUCAAAAAUUAUGGCUUUGAUGCUGCAUUUACUGAACAAAUUGAUUUCUGCGGUAUGGGAGUCAUUAGGUAUCUUGGAAUUCAAAAUUUAUUAUGGAUUUCAACAACACCGAUCAUGGACGCUGUAAGCUACAACUUAGGUGUGCCUUCACCAACAUCGUAUGUGCCAACAAUAGAGGAGAACGACAAUGGAGAUAUAAUGAGCUUUUGGGAUAGAGCAUAUAAUAUGUACAUGUACAUAGGAACGAUCUACAUUCAUCGACGUGGAACGGAUCUCAUUACAGAGGUGUUCCGCAAGAUUGACCCUAACUUCCCUCAUAUUCGGGAAAUUGCUGCAAAUGCAAGCCUUUGCUUUGUGAACGCUGAUGAGAUGUUUGACCUCCCACGGCCAAUCAUUCACAAAACUAUUUACAUUGGUGGACUAGGGAUAAGUGAUCCAAAGCCACUCGAUGAGAAAUUCACCGCUUUGAUGAACAAGGGCAAGAAUGGAGUAAUUAUCAUCUCACUGGGGACAAUUGCACCUUUUCAUGUUCUCCCAGAAAAAGUGAAAAGAGGAUUUGCGAAUGUAAUAAAAUCAAUGCCGGAUUACCACUUCAUUUUAAAAGUUAGCGGAGGCGAUUGCAGUACACUAUCGCUUUUCAAGGAUGGCUCCAAUUAUGACUUUAUUGAAUGGUUACCCCAGAAAGACAUACUAGCUCAUCCCCGUUUAAAACUCUUCGUCACGCACGGCGGUAUCAAUGGUCUGGAAGAAGCAUUGUUUAGAGGAGUUCCAGUUGUGGUCAUUCCAUUGUUUGCUGAUCAAUUCCGCAAUGGUAGAAACGUUGAAAAGCGCGGUGUGGGAAAGGUAAUUUUGAAGCUGGAACUUUCCGAAGAGAAGAUAAGAUCUGCUGUACAGGAGAUACUGAGUGAUAAAAGCUACAAACUGAAUGCUAUGCGCAUGUCGAAGCUAAUGCGGGAGAAACCAUUCACUGCCGAGCAGCGACUGGUUCAGUGGACUAAUUUUGCUGUUGAGAACGGCGUUCUGGAUGUUCUACAUGUACAAGGCUCCCGGCUAAAUUCCAUUGUUUAUUUCAAUCUUGAUGUGAUAGCUGUUGUUACAAUGGUUAUAUGUUCGUUCUUGAUUGUCGUUGUUAAAUUGUUGAAAACCAUUAAAAGAAGAUUCUUCGUUCGAAAAGUCAAACAAAAUUAGGGUCAGAAUUGCUGUACAUUAGUGUUGCUAAACGAUUUUUAUCAUAUAAUUUUACGUCUUCUAGAUCUCAC